UUGUAGUCUUGGGGAGCUAAGUAAGGUUGAUCGGCGUGGGUAGAAUCGACAUCGGAGCUGGCGAAACUCGGGAGUGCCUGGACGAGAAGGAAUGGAUAAAUUAAAGCGAGUUCUCAGCGGACAGGACGCGGAGGACCCGGGACCUCUGGCAGAGAUAGCUGAUGCAACUACCUUAAGCUGGAGUACCAGACUGAAAGCCUUCAUAGCUUGUUUUAUAAUAGGAGUUGUGUGUUCUGUUCUGGGUUCGUUUCUACUAAUGGUUCCUAAGAAAGGACCUAUCUUGUUUGGAGUAUUUUAUACCGUGGGAAAUAUCUCCUCCAUUGGAAGUACCAUGUUUCUUAUGGGACCAGUGAAACAAUUAAAAAGAAUGUUUGAACUCACUCGUUUGAUAGCUACAAUUGUUAUGCUUCUAUGCCUCAUAUUAACUCUGUGUGCAGCUUUCUGGUGGCAUAAUAAAGGGCUUACUAUCCUCUUUUGCAUUUUACAAUUCUUUGCCUUGGCAUGGUACAGCAUUUCCUACAUACCAUUUGCAAGGCUAAGUUGGCUAUCUUUUUACAUUGAGGACUACAACACCUGCAUAACCAAAUGAUUCUUGAAACAGCACACACCUGCCUAAGAACAAAGCACUAAGGUGUUAAGUUAACGUGAAUCAGAAGACAAAGCUACUAUAUAUUCCCCUGAAGAUAACACAUUUUAUGAAAAUUUCAAGAUAAAUUAUGUCUCGUCUUCACUUGCAAAACUAAUACUUAAUGUAUGCUACAAAAAUUUUUCUUCAGGUGAUUUUAUUUCAGAAGUAAAAUGGAUAUUCUAAUUGUGAAAGGGAUCGGAUGAGAUUUUACUACCUUCUAUCAACCAAUUUUUAUCAAAAAGUUCAAAGGACAGAUUACAUUUUGGAAAACAUUAGCUAAGCAUGCAGUGAAUUUUUCUCCAUAACAUACUUUUACUUGCUAUCAAAAGACCAUUUCUAAAUGUCUCCUUACCUUCUAAAAAUCAUGAUUGCAAAUUGUAUGAGGGAAGUUACUGGAAUUAAUUUGUUGUCUAACAGGAUAGCAAGUAUAAUUCUUUACUUUAAAUUGUAUGAAUUAGUGUCUGUUUAGAAAGAGAAUCAGUAAUUGGAGAAAAAUAGGAGUCAUAACAAUAGAUAAGAUGAUUUCUGCAAGCAUGUCUAUUUAUGGACUUUUACACAUGUGGCCUUGAAAUGAAAUAAAAUCUAGACUUCUGCCUUUAUUGCUGACUUACAUUUUGAAAAAAAAAAAUCCUAUCCUUGAUGCCACUGUAGUGGCUCCCUUAUUUUCAUUUUCAUUUUCAUGUUGGUCAACUCUACAUGUACAACUCAUGUUGUACAACUCAAAAGUGUACCAUAAUCUAACUGGAGAAACAAACAUCUUAGAUUUUGAGUGCCUUCUUUUCUCAUCUUGUCUUUUCUUUCAAUAUUUGUUUGGUUGCAUAAUUUAUCACCGUGGUUCGUCAUGAAAGAGGAUCAUAUAUUUCAUGCUUUGAUUUCCCCAUAGGAUAGUAUACUGAGAUUAUUUAUACUGCCAGAUGCUAGCAUAUUGGCAGUUUUUGCCGCAUUCCUUUUUUCUCCUUUAUGCAUUGGCAUAUUCCUUGGUUAUCUCUCAUAAGAAGUAAAAUUAGUGUGUGUACAUGUUAAGAAUUAUUUGAGAGUUUUUGCAGUUGUUUUAUCUUGAUGCUACGCUAUGCUUAUUUAAAAAAAAAUCCAACAAUUUUGCCUUUGGUGGAAUUCAUGAACUGUAAGCAUUUAUUGCCAAAAGAAAAAUUAUAUACAAUCUACGUUCAUUAUACCGCCUUUUCUGAUUUCUUUCAUCUUUUGAAAGAGACUAAUACAGGAUAUAAGAGCACAGAAAUUUCCCAGUAAGGAGUAGCCACAUUAACUCUGAUUUUGUACACAGUGGAACCAAUGUUUGUAUCUAUCUAACUAGUUUAAUAUAGCUUCUUUGAUAAAUGUUGUUGGUUGUUUUAUUCCAGAGAUCUUGGAAAGUUAAUUGUAUUGUGCUGCUUACCAAAACCGAGCAUAUUUAUAGAUUUGUAAGCUUGAUAUUUGUAAAAUAAUUCAUUUUAUUUCAACUUUCAUUAUGAAUGAAGCACAAAAUUGUGUACACUGAUUGUAAAUGAAUUCAGGCAAAACAAUUCUAAGUAAUGUAUUAAAAUUAGGUCUACAAGGCCUCAGUUUUAAGAAAUGAA
Protobothrops mucrosquamatus (brown spotted pit viper) is the source of this 2202-nucleotide messenger RNA. RefSeq names its product SFT2 domain containing 2 (gene SFT2D2). The record is from RefSeq and is a predicted model, not a curated record. Gene Ontology annotation, biological process: vesicle-mediated transport. NCBI's taxonomy places the organism in Eukaryota, Metazoa, Chordata, Lepidosauria, Squamata, Viperidae. Gene Ontology annotation, cellular component: membrane.